CAGAGAGCGGAAGUCGCUCAGGCGGAAUACAGCCAGCUUCACACAGCAUAUAAAUCAGGUUUAGCAGACAGCGAAAGGAAGAGAUUGUGAUAGAAAGCCUGUGUCCGUGUGCUGAUUUGUUAGCAUUUGGUUGUUGAUAUUAAAAGGAUUACACCCGCAAGAAGAGACGAUACUUCUCUGUCUGACAGUCGUUAAUUGUGUUGUCGCAUCUGCCGUUGUUGCUAGCUAGUGUGAAGUCGUUAGCUGGACAGCGUUAACGUCAAUAGGAGCUAACAACGUGAGGUCGGAAGAUACAAUCAUCAGUGGUCGAUUCUGCUAUUAAAGGAGCUCCAGCCGUCUGUGUACGGUGUCCUACUGGUCUUAUCAGGGCCCAUAGGAAACAAGUAGCCGAAGCCUGGCGUUAUAUAGCUCGCUGUAUGAUUUGUGUUUGCACUCCUCUCUGCCACGGUGCCGUGUAGCUGUCCACGUCUAGUCUCGUCUAACGUUGCCAGCUGAGCUAGGCCACGUCCCCGCGGGCGGAUAUCAUCUACUGACGUUGGUACGAAUCGCAGAGAAGAUGCACAGUGUGCGGAAGGAGGAAGGAGAUUAAGGACCAGGAGCAAUGUGAAAAGUCAUGACCGCUCACGACUGUCCUGUCUGUGUAGUGUUUGCUGACUGUUUUUUCCCGAGCGGUUGCCGCAUAUCCACGGCAUGUCACGUAGGCUGAUGUGUUUUACAGCGGGAGACUACUCUCAUUGACGUAUUGUAGGUUACGGUAACAACCUGAAGCAAACGUCACACUUUUUUUUUUUUUUUUGGUUUUGAAAUGGUUGGGUUUGGUGCAAACCGACGGGGAGGCCGCCUCCCAUCCUUCAUCCUCAUCUUCUUGAUGUUGAUCAUCGCCAUACUGUCUUUCAACUACUGGACUGUGACCAACAAGCACAGCCGCUUGCUGGACGAGCUGGCGGAGGUACAGACGCAGGUGAAGCGCACGGACGCGGCGCGCAGCCGGCUGGAGAAGCGGAACUCUGAGCUGAUGGUGCAGGUGGACACGCACAAGAAGCACAUCGACCAGAAGGAGGGAGACUACACUAUGCUGGAGAACAAGCUGCAGGCCCGGGAGUCUAUCAUCAAAAAGUGCACUGAUGAAAAGAUGAAGGUGCAGGGUGACAUCGCAGCCCAAAUGACGGAACUCCAUAGGCUGAAAGAGCAGCUAAAGGAGCUGAAGCAGGAGUUCAUGAAACAGGAAGAUCAGCUAAGAGAAGUGAAGAAAAACAGCACUACCUUGGAAAGAAAACUGGAGUAUGAGAGUUUACAGUGUGGCCGUCAGAUUGCACAGCUGAAGGAAGAGUAUGAAGACACAAAAAAGACCCUGGAGGAAGAAGCAUCAAAGCUAAGAGAGAGUGUAAUGGACGGCCAAAAGGGUGCAGUGGCGGGUAGACAUGCAGAGGCAGCCCCCGGGGAGGAGAUAGUUGGAGAGCGCCAUACAGUGGCCACUCACGGGCAAGACAGUCCAGAUUUAAAAGAAGAGAUGGGUAAGCCUGGCAGUGAUGCUGGCAUGCCUGGAAUUGAAGACAGUGAGGUGGGGAAAAUUGACGAUGUUCAAUUUGCCUUGAAGAAACCAGCCAUAACUCAGAAGCACGAUGAAGCCCCUGAUGUGGUUGUCGGAGCUGGUGCUGGUCCUGGAGUCGGCGCAGCCGAUGGCCCCGGGGGCCAAGGCCUGUCCCUGGACCAGCCCGGGCUCCAGCAGGACAGAGUGGAGGGCCGAGCAGCGGUGGUCGCACCUCUGGGCGUCAUCAAACAGGCAGACAAACCCAUAGUGUUUGAAGAAGACAACAAGGCAGGUAUCAAGGCAGACGAAGUGGGAGAACAGCAAAGACAACUUCAAGCUCCUGAUAAUGUCAAGGGUGACCGUGACCACUUGAAGGUGAUUCCUCUGCCCCCCAACCCUGCCCAGGUGCCCAACCCCCUCCAGCCUCACCACGCCCAAGACCAAGCUCCAGCAGAGCCAGUUCACCACCGCCAAAGCCGGUUCUUUGAUGAGAACGAGUCCCCAGUAGAUCCGCAACACGGCUCUAAGCUAGCGGACUACAAUGGGGAUGAUGGGAACGUGGGUGAGUAUGAGGCCGACAAGCAGGCUGAGCUGGCCUACAAUGAGGAAGAGGAUGGUGAUGGUGGGGAGGAAGACGUUCAAGGUGAGCCAGGCCGGGGGACUGGACUGCCUGUUGUGUAUCAGAUGUGUAUCCACCAUUCCUCCCUUGCUCCCUCCCUCCUUCCACCCCUGUCCUGCUGCCGCGCUCCUGCAUUUGUCUCGACAGUUAGAGGAGCUCACAGUACCCUGAGUUUGGUCCUUGAAUCCAUCAUAAACCAGAGAUGAUUAAGAACUAUGACCGAAACACCUUCAGGGUCCAAGCAGGACUGCUUUUUAUGCAGUUACGGCAUUGUUUGCUGUGUAGGAACAGUAACAAUCUUAGCACCCUAUUUUCCUAUGUAUGGGGAAAACUUACGGUUCUGUGAGAGUAAGUGUCCAUCUAGUAUUUUCUCUCCUGCCUGUGCUUCCUUUUAGCUAUACCACCUGUCUGUGCCCACCAAACAUCUGACCCACAUCUCGACCGGUAGAUAAAUAUAGCUCACUGUGUUUGUGAAUGUGUCUGUGUUCUCCUUGAAAUCUUGAAAUACAUGUCCAUGUUUUUAUUACUUCCUAUUGUUUUCUUCCAUACAUUUUUCUGAUUGCCUAUUAGAUUAGAAUUUUAAUGUGAUAAGAGUGUAACAGUACUACAUUUGGAGAGUACUAUUUGUGUUUCUGUUAUAUGGCUGUGACUUGUCAUUGGUAUCUGUUAUAUCUGUGUUAAACUGUUCAGUUUGUAUACAGUCUGGUUUCAAUAAAAAUCUAGGAUGUUCUUAUUUUAAUGACCGACACGGAAGCUCAUAAUAUGCUGGAUAAAUGUAGGAAGCAUUCCUCCCAAAAGUACAUGUAUCCUUCUAAUACAUUUCUUCUAGAUUAAUACAUUGUUACAAAAUCAGGAGGCCUGUGUACAAAAGAGGACGGUGAGUCCUACAUUGGUCUCUCAGGAUGGACCUUACCCAUCACCUCAAACACCGUUCAGCACUUAAACCUGAAGUCAAUGUUUCGUUUCAAAUCCAGUGUGCUGAAGUAUGUCACUAAAUCCUGAUAUUUCCUGACUGCCAUGUAGGUUUCUUUAUGGAUGCACUGAAACCGUUUGGAAUCAAGCUUUUGAUGUGAUUGGACUGAUGGGGAGGACAUGUAACUUUAUAUCCAAAUAUAAGUGUUUGUAUCUGAUAAUGGUUAUAGCACUUCACUAAGUAUAUUAUUAAAUGUCUAAUGGUUGUGUUGCUUUCUUUUUUUCCAGAUGAUGAUGAUCGAGACAUGCAGGGAGACCGAGCUGUGGAUUAUGGAAAAAGACAUCAACCCAUUGACAUUCUUUGAAUGGGAACUUGUACAGCUGUAACUAAUUACAAAUAUUGAGACCUUCUACAACCAAGGUCUUUUCUUGAGAAAAUAGUUUGAACAUCAAUAUGUUUAAGAAUUUAUAGGGUUCAUCCUCAAUGUCGCGGACUAUUUUGAAAAACAGACAUUGCAACUAAUGAAUUAAUUCUGAAUAACGUACCAUAAUACAAAGGAAAACAAUCAUGGCAUUGUCCUGAGCUGCUGUUGAUUUGCUAAUGGUUCUAGGUUGAGGCAGUAGAUAUGAUGCGAUAUACACCGACUGUUGAGUUUUGUUCUUUGAUAACUGCCUCAGUCUACAACGGAGAGAUCCGAGGAGCCCUGUUGAUUCGCAGCUGAACUUUAAGGUCGAACUGGGGGGUUUUUUUCCGGGGUUUUUUUUUUUUGUUGCGAUUUUUCUUCACAGGUUGCUGUUGCGUGAUAUAAACAAAACUCUUCACCUGAGAUGUUUAUCAAAGAGACUAAUCCAGCAUUCUGCCUUUCUAACAUCAUUUUGGGACUUUUGACGUGGAAGACCAUUUUUUCGUUUACAGGAGUGGGAAUGCAUUGCAAAUGCCAAGGACCUUUCUUCUGGCCUAUUAAAUCAAUUUCUUUUCUUUGUGACAGACACUUGAAAGUGCUCCUCGUUCUGUUUUCUUUCUAUGAUGCCAUUGCAUGCAUUUGAAACUUUUUAGUAAUCAACUGAGUAAAAUACCGAUGCUUAAGCAAUACUUAGAGCGAUGUUAGUAUCCUCCAGUGUGAAACGAUUAACCAAGCACACACAGAACUGACGUACUGUACACAUGCUUCCAGUAAUGAGGUCCCUCAAAUAAUGUAGAUUAACAGUUACCAUUUGUACAGAGGAAAACCUAAUUCCUCAACUUGUAGGGAAAUCUGUGAACAUGGAAUCAGUUCCGUUUGUGCAGCCAGGAAAAUUGGUUUCUCAUGGAAAGGCACAUUGAAUGUAAUUUAAUUUUAUUAAAGGUGAUGCUUCAUG
Messenger RNA from Anarrhichthys ocellatus (wolf-eel), 4421 nucleotides. It is a transcript of the gene golm2, whose product is annotated as golgi membrane protein 2. Lineage: Eukaryota; Metazoa; Chordata; Actinopteri; Perciformes; Anarhichadidae. The transcript is spliced from 9 exons. The coding region runs from base 806 to 2356 and encodes 516 amino acids. The record is from RefSeq and is a predicted model, not a curated record.